Penicillium macrosclerotiorum is the source of this 630-nucleotide messenger RNA. RefSeq lists its product as uncharacterized. NCBI's taxonomy places the organism in Eukaryota, Fungi, Ascomycota, Eurotiomycetes, Eurotiales, Aspergillaceae. The transcript has 3 exons. The record is from RefSeq and is a predicted model, not a curated record. Bases 1 to 630 code for a protein of 209 amino acids.
AUGUUGGUUGCUAUAGGUGCAUGUUAUAUAGAUACCAUUCUAACCACUCCAUAUUAUCCCGAGGAAGAUGAGAAGCUGCGAGCAUCCAAUGUUUCCCGAAGGCGAGGCGGUAAUUGUCCUAAUACCCUUGAAGUACUGCAACAGGUGAUCUCGCAUGCUUCCUCGGAGAGAGCAUUGGCGCUGAAGCUGGUCUCCGUCCUGCCGGCAAAGUCCUCAGUAGCAUCGCAACAAAUCAUCUCUGCACUUGCACCUGGGGUGAACCUCGACCAUUGCAUCUAUCGUGAGAAUUUUACAGAACCAGCGUCAUGUUAUAUCAUCAAAAGUCAAUCCACUGGCAGCAGAACCAUUGUCAAUUACAAUGAGCUUCCGGAAAUGACUGUGGAGGAGUUUAUGACAAUUGCAGACGAAAUUGGUCCACAGACUUCCUGGUUCCACUUUGAGGGACGAAUACCACAAGUGACUGCCGAAUGCAUUCGAUAUCUUCGAAGGCAGUUUCCAGGCGUUCGCAUCAGUGUCGAGAUUGAGAAGCCAGGCCGACCUGGUCUUCAAGAGCUUGCAGCGCAGGCCGAUGUUGUCUUCUACUCCAAGACCUGGGCACAGGUGGAAACCCUCUCGAACCGCAGCUUUUAA